AUGAGCGCAGAUUUAUCUAUUGGUAAUGAAAUUAAAGAUGCGUUUAAGGAAACCCAUAAAUGGGUUCAAAAUAAUUUGAAAUGGUUAAAGGAUAUUGAGCAGUUCUAUCGAGAAAGGGCUAAAUUAGAAAAAGAGUAUAGUGAAAAAUUAUCUCGCUUAUCGGCUGACUACUUCAAUAAGAAAUCUUCAACCACGGUCCCUAUCUCGGUGGGUGAUACACCUGCCACCACACCGGGUUCCGUUGAAGCUGCCGGAGUGGUAGCAUGGAAUGAAAUUUUAUCCCAAACCGAUAUGAUUUCCAAGGACCAUGAUCAAUUAUCUUCGGAUUUUGAAAACCAUUUAGCAAAUCAAUUGAGUGGGUUGUUCACUAAGCUUGAUAUGACGUUGAGCAAGAUUGCUGGUUUUAACGAUGAUAUGGUAAACAAAAAGGAUAACAUUUACCAUGAGUUGGAAAAGGCCAAGAAAGACUAUGACGAAUCUUGUUCCACCAUGGAAAUGGCAAGAAACAAAUGCACUAAAGCUUCUAAUGAUAGAAAUAAAAAAAAGUUAAAUGAAAAAGAGGUGGAAAUGAAUAAGUGUAAAAACGAAUACUUGAUUAAGAUCAAUCAGGCAAAUAGGACCAAGGAUAAGUAUUAUUUUCAAGAUGUUCCUGAAGUGCUAGAUCUUCUACAAGACGUGAAUGAAGCAAAAACUCUUUUCUUGAAUGAUCUGUGGCUGAAAGCGGCUUCUGUUGAAAAGGAUUUAGGUACAAGAGUUAGCAAAAGGUUACAGACUGCUGAUUCUGUAGUAAAGCAGAAUAAACCCUCUCUGAAUACGGCAAUUUUUAUUAAGCAUAAUUUGAAAAGUUGGAAAGAGCCACAAGACUUUACGUAUAAACCAUCACCAGUAUGGCACGACGAUGAGAAAUUUGCAGUCCCAUCCACAUUGGAGGUUGAAGACUUGAGAGUUAAGUUGGCAAAAGCGGAGAAUGACUACAAUCUAUUGCAAGAUAAGACUCAAAACGAGUUGUCUAGACUUUCCGCCUUAAACAAGAUAAAACAUGAGAUGAAAACUAACGAAGAUUCCGUCAAUGCGGUUAAGUUUUACGACACGUUAAAGAACUACUUAACUGUUAUUUCUCCCUUUACUUCGCACGAGACUUUGAAACUGCAAGCCGAGGUGCAGAUUGAAAGUAUUCAGAACAAUGUUCCUGAGGAAUACGAUCUAUCCACGGAUAAUAUUGAUUUAUCCAAAAUGAAGAAGAAGUCCGGAAUAUUCAGUAAGCUUAAGCAUAACAUCCUGAACGUUGAUUCGAGGCCUUCAAGCGGCGGAAAUGCUACGAGUGGCAACGGAGGACCUCUACAUAUAACCAACCUUUUCAAUACAUCGAGAAGAACAAGACUAGGUGCUGCAUCCAGCAAAGCUGGUGAAGAUGGAGAGAACACUUCCAUUUACACUAGCGAAACCAGCACCACGACAAAAACCACACACACUUCCAACGAAGAUGGUGGGAAUAAAGUAUUGUACGCAUAUACAAAGCAAGAUGAUGAUGAAAUUAGUAUUUCGCCAGGUGACAAAAUUUCAUUGGUUACACGGGAUUCAGGUUCCGGAUGGACUAAGAUAAAUAACGACAGUACUGGUGAAACGGGGCUUGUACCCACUACAUAUGUUCGCAUUUCUAAUGCGGAUGGGGGAGGCACAGCUAAUGGCAGGGGCCCUGCUCCAGAAGUGCCACCACCAAGAAGAACCGCGCUGCCCGUCAGGACAUUAGAAGCCGCGUAUGCGUAUGAGGCAAAAGGUGAUGAUGAGAUGUCGAUUGAUGUGGGGGACGUUAUAACCGUCAUUAGAGGCGAUGAUGGCAGCGGGUGGACGUAUGGUGAGUGUGAUGGUCUGAAAGGGUUAUUUCCAACAAGUUAUUGUAAAUAA
Messenger RNA from Saccharomyces eubayanus, 1905 nucleotides. RefSeq names its product Bzz1p (gene BZZ1). The transcript has a single exon. Gene Ontology annotation, molecular function: protein binding. Lineage: Eukaryota; Fungi; Ascomycota; Saccharomycetes; Saccharomycetales; Saccharomycetaceae. Bases 1 to 1905 code for a protein of 634 amino acids. Gene Ontology annotation, biological process: regulation of actin filament polymerization. The record is from RefSeq and is a predicted model, not a curated record.